AUGUUUCAUAAGAAUAAUCAUUGCUUUCAGUAUCUACCUGUCUAUCUAUCUAAUACUGUCCAGAUCUAUCUAUCUAUCUAUCUAUCUAAUACUGUCCAGAUCUAUCUAUCUAUCUAUCUAUCUAUCUAUCUAUCUAUCUAUCUACCCAAUUCUGUUCUGAUUUAUUUAUCUGUCUGUUUAUAUCUCUCUAUCUAUCUAUCUAUCUAUCUAUCUACCCAAUUCUGUUCUGAUUUAUUUAUCUCAGUCUGUUUAUAUCUAUCUAUCUAUCUACCCAAUUCUGUUCCGAUUUAUUUAUCUCAUCUGUUCAUGUCUAUCUAUAUAUCUAUCUAUCUAUCUAAUUCUGUUCUGAUUUACUUAUCUCAGUCUGUUCAUAUCUAUCUAUCUAUCUAUCUAUCUAUCUAUCUAUCUAAUUCUUCUGUUCAUAUCUAUCUAUCUAUCUAUCUAUCUAUCUAA
Messenger RNA from Acanthosepion pharaonis, 453 nucleotides. The record is from the annotation of a GenBank genome assembly. Lineage: Eukaryota; Metazoa; Mollusca; Cephalopoda; Sepiida; Sepiidae.